Messenger RNA from Cyprinus carpio (common carp), 3306 nucleotides. RefSeq names its product RNA binding protein fox-1 homolog 1-like. Gene Ontology annotation, cellular component: cytoplasm; nucleus. Gene Ontology annotation, biological process: regulation of alternative mRNA splicing, via spliceosome; nervous system development. The record is from RefSeq and is a predicted model, not a curated record. Gene Ontology annotation, molecular function: mRNA binding. NCBI's taxonomy places the organism in Eukaryota, Metazoa, Chordata, Actinopteri, Cypriniformes, Cyprinidae.
CACACAUGCAGUGUCCCCUAGAGAUCUUUCAGUACUGAUCUCCUCUGCCUUUUGUGAAACUGACUCGGUACUCUGAACUCUUGGAUCGGGUCUUAUUUUUUUAAAUUCUCGUUUUAUCACCUAGAAGUUGUGACUCCAGCCAUUAGUGCAGUGCAGCCCACUCUUCUUCUCCUUUUCUUUUUCAUGCCCCUGGAUCUUUUUCCUCUUCUGUUUGGAUCCUAAACUUUCUCAGUCUGGUUCUUUCUUGAUUCAGAGAGCUCUCCUUCCCCUCUCUCUUUCCUCGGUCUCCCAUCCCUUUUAGCUGUUCCUUUUUUCUGUCCUUUUUUCUGGCUAUGCACCAUGCUGUCCUCCCCUACUGUAAUCCUUCAGCCCUACGGACUCCCUGUUUACCCCCAGACAGCCUCCUGCUACCCCAGCAUUGUACAGGGUGCCGCUGCCCAAGAGGCGGGGCCAGGCAAUGGUGACCCUUCACUUCCUCAGGUCUAUGCGCAACCUCCUUCAUAUCCUCCACCUGGACAAGGCCCCCCCACACAUACUGCCCGGCUGCCACCCCUCGAUUUCAGCGCUGCUCAUCCAAACUCUGAAUAUUCAGAUCAUCAUCAGUUGAGAGUCUAUCAGGGCCCUCAGCAUGAUGGGACGGAGUCCAUAACAACCAAUAACCCGGAUGAUUCUUUAGCGCCUGUGACAUCUGACCCACAGUCUCUCAGUGUUUCUGUAGCGUCUGGAAGUGGAACUGAGGAGGAUGAAGCUGGGAAGGCUCAACCCAAAAGGCUCCAUGUUUCCAAUAUCCCCUUUAGGUUUCGGGACCCAGACCUGAGGCAGAUGUUUGGGCAAUUUGGCAAGAUUCUAGACGUGGAGAUCAUCUUUAAUGAGAGAGGAUCAAAGGGUUUUGGAUUUGUGACAUUUGAGAGUGCAGUGGAAGCAGACCGAGCGAGAGAGAAGCUCAACGGAACGAUUGUCGAGGGAAGGAAGAUUGAGGUGAACAACGCCACAGCGAGGGUAGUUACAAAAAAGCCUCAGACACCAUUGGUGAACGCUGCUGGGUGGAAAAUCAAUCCAGUAAUGGGAGCCAUGUACGCCCCUGAACUUUACACAGUCGCCAGCUUUCCUUAUCCUGUUCCCACACCGACCUUGGCCUACAGAGGCUCCACACUCCGUGGACGUGGUCGGGCAGUUUACAAUACAAUCCGCUCAGCUGCAGCCACAGCUGCAGCCACACCAGCUGCAGUACCAACCUAUCCAGGAGUGGUGUAUCAAGAUGGAUUGUAUGGUGCUGAGGUCUAUGGAGGAUAUCCAGCCACAUAUCGAGUAGCCCAGUCCACCUCAGCAGCUGCAGCAGCCACAUACACAUACAGUGAUGGAUAUGGAAGAAUCUAUGCCACAGCAACAGACCCCUACCAACACUCAGUGGGACCUACCACCACUUAUGGAGUUGGAACAGUGGCAAGUUUGUAUCGUGGAGGCUACAACCGCUUUACUCCGUACUGAAUGAAAACAGCUCUGUGACUCACGUCUGCUGAGUGCUGAGGAACCAUUUGAUCUUGAGAUUGUAAAAACUGCAUAUAUUUAUUGGGGGAAAAAGAUGAAUCUAGGCUGAAAAUAUAAUUAAUUAUAUUUAAGGACAUUUAUUUCAUUCUUAAUUUAAGAAAAAAACCCUCCCCAAAAAAGAACUUACUUAACAGACAGUGUCUAGCUGAUCAUGGUGCUGUUAUGUCCAGUACAUACAGAUACUUUCAUAAUAGCAGCGUGAUAUGGAAGUUAUCAUAUAGAAGUUAUCAAAAGAUAUCAUAUAGUUAUCAAGCCUCAAAGGAAGAUGACAGGCCUCACAAAGAGUCCCAAAACACUAAUUUUAUGACAACCUCUGGAUUUGUUGCACUGCUGAAUGAUGAUAAAAAAUAGACAAAGACAGAUACCUCUAGUGGAACUUCCCCUAGACUGAGAAAUAAAAAAAUCUGAACCUGUCUAGUAUGUAUAGGACUGUGUGCAUGUUGGAGUGUCUUUGGAGUGAUCGAGUGUGUGUAAUUUUUCUGCUGUCGCAAGCAAUACUGUGAGAUACAGCAGUGGCACUGGGGUGGGUGAUAUGUUCUCUCUCAAUGUAAUCUACCUCUGAGCUAAACAUCUCUUUAUUCUAAUGCAAACUAUUCAUCAGGUUUCUUAUGAAGCUAUUUCAAAAUCUUCAAAAAACUUCUGGUACUUUCCUCUGAUUUUCUCCUGUCAUUUCCUGUUCAGUAUUUGUGGUCCACUCGUCUUUUUUUUUUCUUUCUGUUUUUCUAUUGUUAUUGCUUCAGUAAUACUACUUCUGUAUUCUCAUUCUGUCUUUAUUCUUAUCUUUUGCCACUUAAACUUCUUUCAUGCUUAUUUUAACCUGUUGUGUGCUUUACCUCCCUUUACUGUUUGCUUCUACUUUCUUAACUGUGCAUUCAAUUCUGCUUAAGAUCAUUUUUUCAAAUGCCAAAUUACUGAAUCAAUAGUGUAUGAACAUUUAUUUUGAAGACUAUUUGAAUGUUUUCUAUAAUCUCUAAAGAACUAUUCUGAGCCAUUUUUUCUUUCUUUUUUCUUCCUUCCUUUGCUUCCUUCCGUUUUUCUGUCUUUUUUCUUUGUUCCUUUCUUUUUUCUUUUUCUUUUUCUUUUUUGCCUGCUUUGCUUGAUUGUUUUCUUCUACUACUAAACUUUCUUCUUUAGUGCCUCUAAAAUUUCCUUUGCACUUUGUAAUUUCCCACGCCCUCAUAAUAAUAUUUCCUGCUUUAUUUGUUUGUUUGUUUUUCUCUCACUGUCUGAUUUUAUCUUGUUUCGAUUUAUCUUUUCCUCUUCCUGUUUUAUCUCUAUUUCAUUCCUUCUCUGGGCUGAUUUUGCUGUGCUUUUACUCAUAUAAAUGAGUGAUCUUGUAAUCUGAUUCUGUAACUCGUCUUUCACUUUGACUCUCUGAAUGUGCCUACAAGGCUUAUUAUUUUUUCUUAUAGCUAAUUUAACUAAUUUUGCCCGUUGGGUGCUUUUCAUUUUCUGUCUGCUUUCUUUUCUCUGUUCUUCCUUUUCUGUAGCCUAUUGAACCUGUUAUGCUUAAGAUUUCCCUACGUUUCUUGUAGUUUUCUAUGUAGAGUUUAUUUAAUUUCUUUUAGUUAUAGUUAAUCAUGUCAUUCUAUUUUUCUCUUUUUCUACCAGACAGUUUAAUCAUUUUAUCUCACAGCUAUUACAGGACCCUAUGAUGUCAUUGCUGUAUCAUGUUUUUUUUCUCUCUCCCUCUCUUUCAACUUACUAAAGUGUAGGCCACUCUGUGGCUGAAUUGUACAUUAAAGCAGUUUAAUUAUG